Orbicella faveolata is the source of this 6947-nucleotide messenger RNA. Its product is annotated as pre-mRNA-processing factor 6-like. Gene Ontology annotation, cellular component: U4/U6 x U5 tri-snRNP complex; catalytic step 2 spliceosome. The record is from RefSeq and is a predicted model, not a curated record. Gene Ontology annotation, biological process: mRNA splicing, via spliceosome; spliceosomal tri-snRNP complex assembly. Lineage: Eukaryota; Metazoa; Cnidaria; Anthozoa; Scleractinia; Merulinidae. Gene Ontology annotation, molecular function: protein binding.
AAAGAAAUAAUGUUCAUUCAUUCAUUGCUUAACUUUUAAAGUGCCUAUUAUACUAGCUGAUAUGUUCACAAGCCAUUUCUUGAUGUGCCUGCAAGGGUGAUUUGAGGUAUAACAUUAAACAGUAAAGGCUUGGGUGUCUUAGCUCUACUGUUUGAGAGCCUCUUUGUCAAAAGAAAAGUUUAAUAAAUCACUUGAUGUUAUGGUCUAUGAAUAGAGCUUUUCCUACAGUGGCAAAGUUAGUGUUCAGUGAGACAGAAAUUCAGUCCUAUCACUAUCUUAACUGGCAUGCAUGUAACAAUCUUUUAUUAAAUUUAUCAAGCAUAUAAAGCAGAAUGGAUGUUAACCAAAAAAAGAAAAUAAAAGUAUUUUAUAAUCAUUCAGUUCAUGUUCACAUCGGACUUAAAUGACAGAUUUCUCUACCAUUUCAUAAACACUACCUCAGCUUAUGAAAUCGCUACCCUAUUAUUUACCUGAAGCCUGCAAAGGUACCCCUUUCGGACAGAGGGUCCCCGUAUAGGCCAUUAUAGUGUGCACCCCUUCUGUGUCUAAAGUGCACAUUGCAGUAUAAUGUGCACUCCACCCCAAGCAAAAACAGGACAGGACAGGACGUGGGCACGGGAUGAUGGCCAUUCUCGUCCCCAGUGCUACUCGUCUUAAAAUGGCAGGACGUGGGUGGGGAUGAUGUCUCGGAAAGUCAGUCCUUAGACUCCUAAAAUCUCAGACUGUGCGUCAUUCUCGGAGACCCCGGGGCAUGACCGUCUGGGUAUCUUGAGCUAAAAUGUCAUGGAAGGCCUUUGUGGAGUAUGGAUCGUUGCUGGUAUGGGACAUCACAUGUCCUGUUUUGUUUUGGUUUGGUUUGGUUUGGUUUCUGUCGCCUUGGGAAUUUUUCCGCCCUACAUUACGAGUACCUCUUUCGCUUAGUCCGUCGUUGCGUAGUCUACUUCCGCCCAGAUCUCCUCAUACUUUCCGUGAGUAGAGUCGGCGUUACACGUGGUUUAUACUGGUCAGUGGCUGUCUUUCGAGACGUCACGAUUACGAGGCUACGUCUGCCAUUUUGAAAGAGCAAAACUCGGUUGUUACUGAAAAUGUCUUUAUUGAAUAAGAAAAAAAAGUCUUUUAUUGGAGUACCUGCCCCUCUCGGAUAUGUACCUGGCCUUGGAAGAGGUGCGACAGGUUUCACCACUCGUUCAGAUAUCGGUCCUGCUAGGGAUGCUACAGAUAUAAGUGAUGAGCGACAUGGGAAGCCAGGCUUUGCAACUGAAAAGAAGCCACAAGAGGAAGAGGAAGAAGAUUUGAAUGACACUAACUAUGAUGAGCGUAAACUGAGUGAAGUGUCUGAAGAUGACUGGUUGAGUAUUCCAGAGGUUGGAGACUACAGGAACAAGAAGCAAAGAAAUCCAAGGACAGAAAAAAUAAUUCUUUCCUACAUGCAAGGGCCUACAAUACAUACAGACUAACAUUUAGUUUUAUUAUACUGAAAGAAAUUUGGUGGACUCCAAACUCCAUUUCCUGGUGGGGUGACUCCUGGUGGCAUGACAACUGGGUUUGCCACACCCUCUGCAGAUCUAGACUUGAUUAAAAUUGGUGAAGCCAGGAAAUCUCUUGUGGGUGUCAAAUUGGAUCAGGCCUCUGAUUCUGUCAGUGGUCAGACUGUGGUAGAUCCUAAAGGUUAUCUGACUGAUCUUCAGAGUUUAACUCCCUCAGCUGGUGGAGAUAUUGGUGACAUUAAGAAAGCAAGACUUCUACUCAAGUCUGUAAUCACUACAAACCCACAGCAUGGACCUGGCUGGAUAGCUGCUGCUCGUUUGGAAGAGGUGACGGGUCGCAUGCAAGCUGCACGAAACACAAUCAUGAAAGGGACAGAGGUCUGUUCAAAGAAUGAAGACGUCUGGCUUGAGGCAAUCCGUUUGCAGCCCCCAGAGACAGCCAAAUCAGUUUGCGCACAAGCAGUUGGUCAGCUGCCUCAGUCUGUCCGACUGUGGAUCAAGGCUGCGGCACUGGAGGACGAGGCGAAAGCAAAGAAGAGAGUUUACAGGAAAGCGUUGGAGCAGAUUCCUAACUCUGUUAGGAUUUGGAAAGCGGCUGUAGAGUUAGAAGGCCCUGAAGAUGCUCAGAUCAUGUUAAGCAGGGCAGUGGAAUGUUGUCCCACAAGUGUGGAGGUAAAGUACAUGUACAUGUACACUUGUGCAUCACUAAUUAAUGUAGACGUGGUCCAACAGAUUUCACUGCAUGGUUAUCAAAUACAUGUAGCGGAAUCAAGCACAUUUUUGAGGUACUUUUUCGUUUGUCUUCAUUCCCAGUGUGUUGCCAACAAUGCCUUUGAAUGUGCAAGAGCUAUCUAUGCGCAUGCUCUGUCUGUGUUUCCCAGCAAGAAGAGCGUCUGGCUGAGAGCUGCUCACUUCGAAAAGAAUCAUGGGACAAGGUGGGUCAGUGACGCGGUCCUCACCUCGCCUCACUCAAACGGUCGUAAGACCAUGUACGGCUGUAAAUUUACUUGUAUUCAUUUUUCACCUGGUUAUACAGUACCGCUAAAAAGUAACUUACCACCUCUCGUCUCGCAAGACGAAAGUGUCGCCUCGCGAGACGAGAGUUUCGUCUCGAGAGACGAGACUCUCGUCUCGCGAGAACCACUGAAGCGUAUAUUUUGGAAUAAAUUACAAGCAUUUGCAGGGUAUGGUGGCAGUUUGUUCUCUUCUUGUCCUUAUGAGAAAGAUGAUGAGGAAGCAGAUGCUAUUUAUGAUUCCAUCGAUCGGAGAAUGGAUGAUAGGAGAAAAGAGAGAAGGGAAAAGCGAUUUAAAGAAGAGAUUGAACAGUAUCGACAGGAAAGGCCAAAGAUCCAGCAACAGUUCUCUGAUCUGAAGGCGGAGAAGCUCUUAGGUGAAGCUGUUCAGAAAUAUCCUGAUUUUGCUAAGCUAUGGAUGAUGAAGGGACAGAUACACCAAGAGUUAAAUCAUUUGGAUAAUGCGAGAGAAGCCUACAAACAGGGGACUAAAAAGUGCCCUCGCUCUAUUCCAAUCUGGCUGUUGUUAGCCAGGCUUGAAGAGAAAGCAGGUCAGACUACAAAGGCAAGGUCCGUUUUGGAACAGGCGCGACAGAAAAACCCCAAAUGUCCAGAAUUAUGGCUGGAAGCAGUUAGAAUAGAAACCAGGGGAGAACGCAAAGAAUUUGCUAAAACAUUAAUGGCUAAAGCCAUGCAAGAAUGCCCUGCUUCAGGCAUCCUCUGGGCGGAAGCUAUUUUUAUGGAGAGCCGGCCGCAGCGGAAAACCAAAAGUGUGGACGCCCUCAAAAGAUGUGAACACGACCCACACGUGCUUCUAGCAGUGGCCAGGUUGUUCUGGAGCGAGCGAAAAAUAAACAAAGCAAGAGAAUGGUUUAACAGGGCUGUCAAACUCGACCCAGAUCUCGGCGACUCGUGGGCUUGUUUCUACAGAUUUGAACUGCAGCAUGGAACCGAGGCCCAGCAAGAAGGCGUUAUGCAACGAUGCGUAAUGGCCGAGCCUCAUCAUGGAGAAAACUGGUGCGCAGUUUCCAAAGCUAUUCCUAACUGGAGACUUCGCACCAAGGACAUCCUACCGAUUGUGGCCAAGUCGUUGAGAGCUAUCGAAAAAGAGUAACGGUAAAUCUGUAUACAUAUCAUGGUGUUUUUAAAAGAAUGGUGCCCAACUGCCAUUAUUUCCUGGUCUGUCGCUGUGUAUCAGAGCAUCCGUGGAACACCCCUUCUGAGACGCCUUCGAAGACUUGGACUUUUACGCGCGUGUCGUGCGUGUUCGAUUUCAUGCCAAACACACUCGCAGGCGCGCUACUCGCUGAUCGAACUGAACGAGGCCAUAGCUUAUUCGUUUUGAUGGCGCCCAAAUAAAGUUGUCCGUAAUGACUAGCCAAACUCGUGGUACUCGUCAAGAAGACCUUUAUUUAUUCCGUAGUAUGUUGUUUGCUUUGUUUUCGCUAUUGUAUCUUGUAAAAGACAUGAAAAAUUCAGUAGGUAAAUUUUUCAUCUUUUAUUCCUUCUAAUUGCGUGUUCUUCCAUGUGAAUCUUUGUGUCAAAGCUUGUAGUCUUUUAUAAGAAAACAAAAACGAAACAUAAAAAAAAAUAUUGAACUUCCAGUUUCUUCUUGGUGAUAUUAUAAUUUUCUUUGUGUAAUUUUCCAAAAAAAGAGUCAGAUGUGAUGUGGUUCUUAUAGUUGGUAACAGACUAGGAAUUUUGGUUGCAAAUUAGCUGUGUUUCAAACUUAGCUUCGUUUUAGUUCUUAGUUACCAUCUGCCUAAUAUGCCAUAUCAUAUCAUUGCCCAUAUCUUCUUUUUGAAAUUUGUGGUCUGUCAUCUUGUUAAGAACAAAGCUUGAUGCACCAUAUGCAGUAAUUCAAGCCAGAGGAAAGAAAUUCGUGCCGAGUUUCGAACUAUUCGGGUUAAAUGUAACUCUUAGCAUCGUUUAAUAACUGAGGUCGUGAAGAGCUGGCCAUUGAAACUAAAUUUAGAUGCCACAUAACCUUUCGCUUGGAGCCAAAUUGGGAAAAAUGUGUCGGAAUUUUUUGACAAGACGCCCUUAACUCGCUAGAUUACUUUACGCUGCAGAUGUCACUGUUUACUUUUAGCCGUUGAUUGUAACUAUGAAACCUUUUAAUACGGUACUGUUUGAGAUAUACUCCGAGCAUAAGAAAGUGUCUUAUGUGACGUGGCCAAUAAAAAGCUCUCCCUAACUUUUACCCUGUUUACACCAUAUUUUGCAUUUAAAGUGUACUUUUCUCCACUUUGUUUUGAAGCCUUAAAAGUAAAAUAACUAUCUUUCUAUAAUUUCGUGUUGUAAUGGCGUCGGUGUUGAGACAAUUAAGAGUUCGUCGCGAAAAUGAGACACAAAACUGACCGCCUUAUUUUAAUUUCGUGAUAAAACGAAGAAAACGUUAAUUAGAAAAGAUCUGCUUAAUUGUGUGUGGUUUUAAAUGCACUAUGGAUCGCAUUUUGCGGUAAAAAUGUGAUUUUAUUGUAUUAUAUUUUUCUAUCGCGAAAAAUGUGACACUCGUUAAUCUUUUCCAGAACAACAAACAAACAAACAAACACAAUAUCUUUCUCUCUUGUGUUGCAUUUUAUCUUGUUUUACUGAUAAUGCCAGAUCUUCUUCCUUGUGCUUAUUUGCAAAAGUGCAUAGGCUUCUAUCAUUUGAAUUGGCUUUAAUUUCCACUAUCUACCUUAAGAUUUUAAAUUUCGCUGUUUGUUGUUAGCUCUGCAGCAUCACUGAGACUAGAGCUGACUCUAUCUGGGCUUAAUUCCCAAUUAAUUUCGAUGCCAUAUGGCGUUCUCUCCACUGUCGAUAUUUUUUCAACCUUGUUUAGUGUUUGUGUGAAAACAUAUCGUACCUGCUGACUGUAACAAAUCUCUUUGGGUUAUCAACACUAUUCAACGUAUUGUUUUGUUUGUUCUGUUCUGUUUUGUAUGUGAGGUUUUUUUGUGUGUUUGUUUUGCUUUUUUCCCAUUUUUCAAGCAAGAACGAAGUAACAAAUCAGAGAAAGAUGAAUGAGAAAAUCAUUAGCAAUUGACUCUGGACUCGUUUACUGUCUAUGAUAACGUUUUUCUUGUAGUCAUCAAUUCUUUGCCUGGUACGCCCUUAAUUUUAACGAACUGUGCUUUGACAAUGGAUUUCAGAUCUGUGUUAACGAAACUGUUCCAUGUUCGUAACAAGAGCAUACAAAAAAUGAAUAGUUCUUAUUUUAUAGGUUGAAAGAGUUCAUGUGGCGACUCUCAACGACACAAGAGUCCAUUUUCUCUCGUGUGGGGUCGUGUUAAAUUCGUAUUCAUUUGUCAGUGAAUAUAUGAAACAAGACGUAUUACGAGCUCCCAGUUGCCUGGUAGCGCACUGCUUCGGUAACGUAGAGGUCGUGGGUUCGAAUCUCGUUUAAACCUGAUUUUGUUUUUACGGGUCUUAUUUUCACAACUAAGUUUUGUACAAAGUGCCAUGAUUUCUUAUGCUUUUAAAUUCGCGUUAAGUCAUGUGCAUUUGUGUUAAAGCCCUACUUAGAGCAAAUUAUUAUUUUAGCCGUAGUGUUUUGCCAUUAAGAUGUCGCAUUUUGACUGCCUUUGAUAGCGAUGCAUAUUGCGUUUUACAGGUGGCCGUAGCUAUUUCGUAAUGUCGUGACUUCAUUAUGUACAUGACAACCCACGCCUGCGUAUGUAGAAGCAUUUCCUGUUAUCGUGUAAGCGACGAAACUUCCUCUGCCGUCCCAGGCUGACAGCAAGCCAUUCAUGUUGGCCAACACUCUCUUGCUAUUUCAUAAAUUGCUGCCUUUUUGAACCAAAAAACAGUUCAUGCGUUGAUGCACGAGAGACAUAGAGUAGCUAAUAUCGCAUUUCAUGUUCUACCCGUCAUCAAUAACGUCACCAUUUCAUCUCAUUUGCUUUUGAAUAGUUUUUCAUAAGAGGUGACCCAUUGAUGGGUCUUGCUCUUAAGUUCCUUGGCGCCUUAGCGUGACGUUUUCUGUCGUGUCAGAACAAAGUUAACAUUUUUUUUUCUUUUCAGACAAGUAAAUUGUUUUUGUGAGUAAUGUGUUUUUGAUCGACGUGCGCUCAAGUCUGCUUAAUUUUUAAUGUCUCUGCAAGCACUUAUACCACGACUGAUUUGAAUGCGUAUUGCACGACUGGUUAAAUAAACACGAAUUCUUGGGUGAAUAAUAUACCUUUUUAUCCCCAUUCAAAACGUCUUUGUUCGUGGUCGCCAUGUUGAUUUAUAGACUCAGCUGAGUUUGUAAAGGCCAGGCUGUCUUUGUACAGAGCUGUUCCACUGACAGAGUUCAUAACAGUCGAAAUUAGCCCAGUAAUACACCAACUUCUGACUCAAUCGCCCUUUUGCUAAUGGGGAAUGCGAUGGAUUUCACGUCAAAACUGUCGCUGUGUAAAAUGGGUUCCGAAUUGGAAGCUAAAGAGAUCUCCCCCAAAAAGAUAAAAGUAGUUACAAAAAA